Drosophila eugracilis is the source of this 1370-nucleotide messenger RNA. RefSeq lists its product as uncharacterized. Bases 82 to 1197 code for a protein of 371 amino acids. The transcript has a single exon. The record is from RefSeq and is a predicted model, not a curated record. Lineage: Eukaryota; Metazoa; Arthropoda; Insecta; Diptera; Drosophilidae.
GUUAACACUUCCACACGCACAAAAUCCCAACAAAUCUCUAGUCUUAAAAGUCUCUUAAAUAGUCGAAAAAAGUGUUUCCCAAUGGAGAGUAGCGAAGAGGAGUGCGAGCGACCAUCGACGUCGGGGGAAACCUUUAUGGAUACCGCCAUUCUGGACUUUGCCCAGUCGAAGUACUCCCUUCACACCACUACGCCAGUCAUUGUGGAGGGAGAGAACGAUGGCAAUGCCACCGACGAGGAGGUCGAGAUCUGCAUAACCCACUUGAACUUUCUGCCCGAUCAUAGCAGGCGUCUCUAUAUGGACUGCCCAUUUUCGCUUCCCGCGGGCGAACGGGUUGCGAUGCGUGGUGGUGCGGAAACCAUUUCCGAUUCUCCGCAGGACAGUACCAGUUCUCCGGAAGUGCGAUAUGAGCGACGUAGGAGUACUAGUACCAGUAUUAAGAAAUACUGGACCCUCCAGAAUCGGCCCUUUGAGUGUCCCAUCAGCAGUUGCCAUAUGGUUGUCAGUCCUGGCAUCCUUCUCAGUCACGGCCUGAUGUACCACGAGGAGGUCAUCUCCCUGGAACUGAAGGCCAAAGAGGAGAAGUGCUUGAAGAUCGUAGGAAAAUCGCUGCAAGAAGCCAAGGAAAAGAGCAGCUGCCUGGGUCUGAUGGUCUACGAGAGCGGCAGGCAGGUGGCCCUGAACUCCAAUCUGCCGAGGAUUUACUUGGAUUGGGGGGGUCGUUUGCCCAUCUUUGUGAUGCUGUGGAAGACCUCCUGGGGCUCACAGCCCGUCGGUCCGCGGGUCACCCAUAUCUACAUCCUUUGGCUGCUCUGUCCCCAGGCCCAGCCUCCUCUGAUGGUGACCGUGGAGACCGAUAAGAAUAUUCCGGGACUGCCACGUCGCCAGGUUAUCCACACCUGUUCCAACACUGAGACUAUCGAAAAGUGCGACCUGCUCUCCGAUAGUCCGCUCUUCAUGCGGUUCACCCAUCGCGAAAUGAAGGAGCACACCGGAGACUACACGCAGGACAUCAUCCUGCACCUCACCAUUUGCGAGGAUGAGACCAUUGUGCCGCCGAGUUCCCCCGAUCCCGCAGGGAAUCAAGAAGAUGUGCAAAGUUUAAUGGAAGUCGAACAGGCUACUGCGAUGGAUCGACUGACGAUUAAUGAGGACAACCCAGGAGAUGACGUUGAAAACCCUCAGAAGCCCAACUGAGCUGCUUUUAAGGCCUUUGAUUUUUCGAAAUUGUUUGCGUUGCUUUGAUUUUGUCGGUAUGGAAAGAACCUCUUUCUGUGGGCAACUUUUAUAUUUGUGUUUUAAGAUAUGAUCAAGAUCAAAAUCACUUCAGUGCAGUAAAGAAAGACUCCAGAAGUCUAUUAUUAUUUUGA